UGGCCAGCGCAGAGAGGCUGGGCUUGUGAGCACAGCAGCUCCGGAGGUCGAGCUGGGCUGAGAUUGCGGGCCGGCAAAAGCCGGCGGGGACGCGGUCGGGGCUAUGCUGGGCAAGGAUUACAUGCUGGCCAUCAUUCUGGUCAACUGCGAUGAUGACUUGUGGGGGGACCAGAGUCUUGAGGGGGAGCCAGGACUGCCCCCUGGCUGGAGGAAGAUACGCGAUGCUGCAGGUACUUACUAUUGGCAUGUACCCAGUGGCAGCACCCAGUGGCAGCGCCCAACCUGGGAAACAGGAGAUGGAGAGGACCCAGGCACGAGGACGGAGAGGAUUUGGGGACUUCGGCCCCCCAAGGGGAGAUCCUUCUCUAGCCUGGAGAGCUCAUUGGACCGCAGGAACUCUCUGUCCUGGUAUGGUGAGGAAUCCUACAUCCAGAGCAUGGAGUCAGGGGCUAAGUGCUUUGCAGUCCACUCCCUGGGUUGGGUAGAGGUACCCGAAGAGGAUCUGGUACCAGGAAAGAGCAGUAUUGCAGUCAAUAACUGCAUCCAGCAACUGGCCCAGACUCGCAGCCGUAGCCGCAGCCAGCCCCCAGAUGGUGUCUGGGGCGAGGGCCAGAACAUGCUGAUGAUCCUAAAGAAGGAUGCCAUGAGCCUGGUGAAUCCUCUGGACCAUAGUCUGAUCCACUGCCAACCUCUGGUGCACAUCCGUGUGUGGGGUGUGGGCAGCUCCAAGGGCCGUGACAGCCCCAUCUCUGACCCUGCCAGGGACUUCGCUUUUGUGGCGGGUGACAAAGACAGCUGUAUGCUCAAGUGCCACGUGUUUCACUGUGAUGUCCCUGCCAAAGCCAUCGCCAGUGCCCUGCAUGGGCUCUGUGCCCAGAUCUUGUCAGAGCGAGUGGGUGUCAAUGGUGAUUCCCCUUGCUCCUCCCUAGACCCCAUUUCCCCUGAAGACCUACCACGGCAAGUGGAGCUGCUGGAUGCAGUGAGUCAGGCUGCUCAGAAGUAUGAGGCACUGUACAUGGGGACCUUGCCAGUCAACAAAGCCAUGGGCAUGGACGUGCUGAAUGAGGCCAUUGGUACCCUCACCACCCGGGGGGACCAGGAUUCCUGGGUCCCUGCCAUGCUCAGUGUGUCUGACUCUCUAAUGACUGCACAUCCCAUUCAGGCAGAAGCUGGUGCAGAGGAGGAACCACUAUGGCAGUGCCCUGUGCGCCUCAUGACCUUCAUUGGCGUUGGUCGUGACCCUCACACCUUUGGCCUCAUUGCUGACCUGGGCCGUCAGAGCUUCCAGUGUGCAGCCUUCUGGUGCCAGCCCCAUGCAGGGGGACUCUCUGAAGCUGUGCAGGCGGCUUGCAUGGUUCAGUACCAGAAGUGUCUUGUGGCCUCUGCAGCUCGAGGCAAGGCCUGGGGUGCCCAGGCCCGUGCCCGCCUGCGGCUCAAGCGGACCAGCUCCGUGGAUUCCCCAGGAGGUCCCCUGCCGCUCCCCCUGCUCAAAGGAGGGGUUGGGGGUGCAGGCGCAGCCCCUCGAAAGCGGGGUGUCUUCUCUUUUCUUGAUGCCUUUCGCCUGAAGCCCUCUCUGCUCCAUAUGCCCUAAAUUAAUCCAGGACUGGGUAAGGAGGCUCUAGGUCCAUACCCAACUCUGUACCCGUUCAUUCUCCAGGGGCCUGUAGCCUCUCACUCCUUGAAGCCUUCUCUGCCUGCUCCUCUGGCUCUUGCCUACCCUCUGUUUAUUGCCCAGUUUAUUAAAUGUUGAUAGGGAUGACUGAGAGGCCCUGCACCACAACCCAGGCCCCUGGCUGUCCUUUCCCUGGGUCCCCGUGUUCCUUGCCCCUGUCUGGCCCUGGACAGUUGGCUCUACCUCAGCAACACUUUAUAGCAAAAUCAGUACAAAUAAAAAUCCCUCAGUGACCUCA
Molecule: messenger RNA, 1910 nt
Organism: Lontra canadensis (Northern American river otter)
Lineage: Eukaryota; Metazoa; Chordata; Mammalia; Carnivora; Mustelidae
Gene: APBB3
Product: amyloid beta precursor protein binding family B member 3
Exons: 13
Coding region: 104-1591 (495 amino acids)
Biological process (GO): regulation of DNA-templated transcription
Cellular component (GO): nucleus; cytoplasm
Molecular function (GO): transcription factor binding; amyloid-beta binding
Source: RefSeq, a predicted model, not a curated record